AUGUCGAUACAAGACCAUCUCCAGUCGUUCCUGUCUGCAGCGUCCAGCUCACAGCGCACGCUCGAUGUCGACCAGCAGCUCAUACGAUCGCUGCAAGGCGACCUCGACUCGCUCCUCCGCACCACCAACGACAGCUCGAGCUCGCACAGGCUGAAGGAUACCUCUCGCACACACACAAACAACGCUGCCAAAGACGUCUGGUCCCAAUUUCAGCGCACAGUCUCCCUCGAACACGCCGUCGAACAAGCAGGCCAAGAUGCGAUCGACCACUAUUAUCACGAAAUGGAAAGCUCGGAGCCUGACAUCGCGGACUACCAUUCUUCUCAAAGCUCGUCAACUGCUGUUGUCGGCUUUCAAGAUCAUCUUGCUCACCUCGCAGCUGUCGAUGCCCAACUCGCAGAAAGCCUGCGUCAGACCGUCCUGGCUGCCCUUUCAUCCCCUAGAUCAGGCGACGACAUCUCUGCUGAGCUAGCUGAGGCCAUCGGAUUCGAGCAUCUUGAUCUAGUAGGAAGCAUCGUAAGCGAUCGUCAAAGCGUGCUAGCCGCUCUCCAACACGGUUUGACUGCAUCCAUACAAUCGAAUGGCACUACCAUGGAACAUCCGCACCGCGAGCAAGCCGCAAUUGCACUUCCGCUUCACCAACAGCAGCAGCAUGGCCCACCCCACGACGCCUUCCACCGCGGAAUCAGACCUCAUAUUCCUGGCUCGCAGGUCGUUGUGCAGACGCAAGAGGAACGACAGCAAGCGCGACGAGUCAGAAAUGACAUCCGCAAAGCCAAUCGCCAGCGCGCCGUCGAUCCCAGUGAAGCCUUCCGCACCUAUACGCCCGAGGAGCUCGAACGCAUUCGCGAAGAUAGCCUCGCGGCGGCGGCCAACCGGCCCCUCUUCACGGGGACCGCCACGGGAUCCGAGCCGGAACGCUACCCGCACGUCUUUUCUUCCGGAGCGCAGGGCAAUGUUCUCUCGGUCUUUGGACAACGGUUUGCGCUGCCUCUGGGAACCACCCGCGAAGAGAAACAAUUUUUCGAAGAGGUCACCAUUCCCCCUCCGCGAACUGUACCCAUGCGCACCGAAGAACGAUACAUCCCCAUCCCGGAGAUGGACCCCAUUUGCCGCGGCGCUUUCCCCGGCUACAAGAGCCUCAAUCGACUUCAGAGCGCCGUCUAUCCGCUUGCUUACAAGACCAACGAAAAUCUGCUCAUAUGUGCGCCCACAGGUGCCGGUAAGACCGACGUGGCCAUGCUGACGGUCAUGCGUGCUAUCAGCCAGUAUGCUCGAAACCUCGAACCCACGGCUGGCAGUGCUGCGGAAGGCUUCGACAUCCAGAAAAACGACUUCAAGAUCAUCUACGUCGCUCCCAUGAAGGCGCUCGCCGCCGAAGUUGUGCGCAAGUUCAGCAAGCGCUUGCAGCACCUCGGCAUAAAGGUUAGGGAGCUUACAGGUGAUAUGCAGAUGACGCGCCAAGAGAUCGCUGAAACACAGAUGAUCGUCACUACACCCGAAAAGUGGGAUGUCGUGACGCGAAAGCCGACGGGUGAAGGCGAACUUGCUACCAAAGUGAGGCUGCUCAUCAUCGACGAGGUUCAUCUGCUUCACGAUCAGCGUGGUUCUGUCAUCGAAACCAUCGUUGCUCGUACGCUGCGUUUGGUUGAGUCGAGUCAAUCGCUUAUUCGCAUUGUCGGACUUUCAGCCACGCUGCCCAACUACGUCGACGUUGCCGACUUUCUUCGUGUCAACCGCUGGCAAGGGCUCUUCUACUUUGACUCGUCCUUCCGACCCGUGCCGCUCGAGCAGCAUUUCCUCGGUGUAAAGGGCAAGGCGGGCUCGCAGCAGUCUCGAGCCAAUCUUGACAAGGCGUGCUUCGAAAAGGUCUCGGAGCUUGUUCAAGCCGGUCACCAGGUCAUGGUUUUCGUGCAUGCACGCAAAGAGACGGUCAAGACGUCACAGACGCUGCGAGAAAUGUUUCGCGAAGAAGCCAUGGGGGAUGUGGUGCUGGCGGCCGCGGAUGAAAACCCGCGCAAGGCCUUCUUCAAGAAGGAGCUGCAGUCGAGCCGCAAUCGUGAGAUGAAGGAGCUCUUCGAUUCCGGGUUCGGCAUCCACCAUGCUGGUAUGCUGCGCAGCGAUCGUACGCUGAGCGAGCGCAUGUUCGAGGCGGGUGUCACCCGCGUGCUCUGCUGCACUGCCACACUGGCUUGGGGUGUCAAUCUGCCCGCCUACGCCGUCGUGAUCAAAGGCACGGAUGUCUACGACUCAUCGGCGGGUAAGUUCAUCGACCUCUCAAUUCUCGACGUGCUGCAGAUUUUUGGUCGUGCUGGUCGUCCGCAGUACGAAGACCUCGGUGUGGGCUACAUUCUCACAUCGCAGGAACGCCUCUCGCACUACGUGGAUGCCAUCACUUCACAGCAUCCCAUCGAAUCGAAAUUCAUCGGUGGACUCAUCGACUCGCUCAACGCCGAAAUCUCGCUGGGCACCGUCGCCAGCAUUCGAGAUGGCGUGUCGUGGCUCGGAUACACAUUUUUGUUUACGCGCAUGAAGCGCACCCCGCUCACCUACGGCAUGACCUACGACGAGGUGGCUGACGAUCCGCACUUGGGCGCUAAACGUCAGCAGCUCAUCCACUUCGGCGUCAAAAAGCUCGUCGAGGCCAAGAUGGUGGAGCACGAUGCCGUCACCGAGCGUCUCACGGUGACGGACCUGGGCCGGAUUGCAGCCAAGUACUACAUUGGCUACCGCACCAUCGAGACGUUCAACGAGCGCAUGCGCAGCAACAUGAGCGAGGCUGACGUUUUGGGUCUGCUCAGCCAGGCUGCCGAUUUCGAACAGAUCGUGCCGCGCGAUGCUGAGGAGAAGGAGCUCAAAAAGAUGCUCGAAGCAGCGCCGUGCGAGGUUUCUGGAGGCAUCGAGACGUCGCCGGGCAAGGUCAAUAUCCUUUUGCAGGCCUACAUCUCCCGAACUUUCAUCGAAGACUUUGCGCUCGUUUCGGACUCGGCGUACGUGGCGCAGAAUGCUGGACGAAUCAUCCGCUCUCUACUCGAGAUUGCACUCAGUCGUAGAUGGGCCCGCACGACAUCGGCUCUGAUCUCGAUGAGCAAAGCCAUCGAGAAGCGAAUGUGGCCGUUUGACCACCCGCUUCAACAGUCGCAUCUCAAUCCCGACACGCUCUAUGCUGUCACGGAGCGCGCCGACGACGUCGAGAUUGAGCAACUCGCCGAUUUGUCGGCCGCCGAGAUUGCCAAGCUCGUCCGAGUCAACGCCAGGAUGGGCAGCGCAAUUCGACAGGCAGCUCGCAGCUUCCCUCGUCUUUCGACGUCCGCAUCGCUGCGUCCGCUCAGCCACGACCUGCUGCGCAUCGAUGUACGGGUCGAUCGCACCUUCGAAUGGAGCGAAAGAGAUCUUGGACGCUUGCACGGCUUCUAUAUUUGGGUCGAAGACGAACAAGGGUCCGAGAUCCUCCAAUGGGUCACGCACCUCACACGAGUCACAGACUCGCCAACUUCGAGCGUUACAUUCACCAUUCCUCUGUCAGACAUGCUGCCGUCGGGCUUGACGCUGAGGUGGAUGUCGGACACGUGGCUGGGAAGUGAAGGGAGCGAGUGGGUGGCCUUUGAUGACCUUAUUGUGCCGGAAAAGCCACCCCCUCACGAUUCUCUGCUUGAUCUGCCGCUGCUCCCCGUAAGAUCCGCGCUCCAGGACGAGCUGCUCUGCGAGAUGUACGCACAAAAGUUCAGCGCCUUCAACGCACUGCAAACACAGAGCUUCCACACGCUCAUGCACACAUCGGCCAACACGCUGCUGUGUGGCCCAACGGCAUCGGGCAAAUCGACUGUCGCUGCCAUGGCAAUCUGGCGAGCAUUGCAGCUCGGCGAGAAAGGGUGCAUCGUUCUGGUCUACAGCAGGCGUGACAUGCUGACUUCUGCGCUCAAGAGCACAAUGUCCACAGCACUCAGGCAGAAGGGCAUUGAGGUGAAGCGCAGCUUGUUGUCCAAGGAAGUACUGCCAUUUGUGCGAAAUGACGGACUCGGAGCACGCGUGCUGAUCACAACGACCACGUCACUGUUGCGUGCUCUGGAGGUGAGAGGGGAUCUUGUUGCUCAUGUGUCGUUGCUUCUUGCCGAAGACAUGCACUUGCUAGACCCGACGUACGAGCUGAUGCUGGCCAAGUUCAUGUGGUGUUCUGCACGUAGACCCAACCUGGCGCCACGCAUUGUCGCCACCAGCGCCAGCCUCAACGAUGCCAGCUCAUUCGCGCAAUGGAUCGGCGCGGACGAGUUCUCGACGUACAACUUCCAUCCCAAAGACCGGCCCUCGAUUCUGAGCACGAGCUUUCAGGCGUUCGACUUGCCGCACUCGAGCGGUCUGCUCAAAGCUAUGGUCAAGCCGGCAUUCGACAAGAUGAAGGAGAGUCGAGUCAAUGGGCCUGCCAUCGUGGUGGUUCCCUCGAUGUGGCAAUGCUUUACAGCUGCCUCUGAUCUCACCACCAAAGCCGCGGCCGAGAUGGACACGGAUGGCUACCUGGGUCUUCCCUCGGACGAGAUUGAGUCAAUCCUUCCGCACAUCCUCGAUACGUCGCUGCAUGAGGCUCUGGUUCACGGUAUCGGCAUUGUGCACGAACGCACGGCGCCUCAGGACCGAAUCGUGAUCGAGCACCUUUUCGAGCAAGGGCUGGUCAAAGUGUUUGUCACCACACGCGAUUGCCUGUGGAGCACAACGCUGCGAGCGGCACUGGUGGUCGUGAUGAGCACGCAGUAUGUGCGUAUCACCAAAGCGAACAGCAUCGGCUCGUCGGACCGCGAGCUGGUCGACUAUACGCUCGCCGAGCUAGGCCGUGCACAGAGCCUCGCGGUACGAGCGGGCACGGUCUCUGACCCGAAUCCGCCCGGCGAAUGCCUGGUGCUCUGCCAGACCGACAAGGCGGGCAUGCUGGAGAAGAUGCUGCAGACGGGCAUGCCGCUACACUCUUCUCUGCUGCAGGGUGAGCAGCGCGGCGCGCCUCUGCUGCCUACGAUUCUGGGCGAGAUCGCCGAAGGCGUGGUGACGCGCCAGGCACAGGUGAUCGACUUGCUUAGCUGGACGGUGCUGCCUGCGGAGCUGAGACGCAACCCGACGUACUACGACUGUGCGUCGAGCGAUGCUGAUUCCGUAGCGGCGCGACUGACGCAGGUUGGCGACGAGCUGGUGCAGACGCUGCGGGACCUCGGACUCAUCGAAAAGAGGGGCGGCGACAAGGACGGAGAUACUCUGACGGUAACAGAUCUGGGCAAGGCUCUGCAUCUGCAACCGGGAUCGACGCUGUUGCACGUGGUGCGGUGGUUUGCCAACUUGUCGAGCAAGCCCGUUAGUGCAGCCAAGGAGAUGGACACGUUCGCGCCCACACCGCGCGGUGGUAAGGACAAGGAGAAGAUCGAGGAUGCAGCCGAACGAGAGGUGGUGGAGGCAACACUGGGUCAGGUGCCGGUCGAAUGGCGGAGUGCGUUCCGUCUUUCGGCGUCCAAAGCAGCGCACGAGGAUGAAGUGAAGGAAAAAGCAGACGAAGCAGCUGGUGAUGGAGAAGAAGAAGAAGUCGGCGCAGGUGCAGGUGGAAGCCAGGAGAUCACAUGUGGAGUCAAGCACAGGCUGCUGCUGUGUCUCUACUUCGCCAAGCUGGAGCUCCUCACACCCGCCGCGGCCAAAGUGCUCGCCAUGAGCAGGAGAGCUCGGAAGCGGCUUCAGCAAGGACAGGACGACCAAGGACACAGUGUCGAUUCAAAGCAGCAGGAGGCAGAGGAGCAAGCGCACAAAGCAGCGAUUGGCAAGCUGCAGCGAGACCAGGCAGCGGAAGUGCUUACCCUGCUCAGCACGAUCAGCAGCGUUGGGGGUCGAAAUUGA
This is a messenger RNA of Sporisorium graminicola, 5865 nucleotides long. RefSeq lists its product as uncharacterized. The transcript has a single exon. The record is from RefSeq and is a predicted model, not a curated record. NCBI's taxonomy places the organism in Eukaryota, Fungi, Basidiomycota, Ustilaginomycetes, Ustilaginales, Ustilaginaceae. Gene Ontology annotation, molecular function: ATP binding; nucleic acid binding. Bases 1 to 5865 code for a protein of 1954 amino acids.